GCUGCUGUCUGUCAGCUCGAUUCACUGAGCGAGUUCUUAUUCGAGCUAGCAUGCUCCUGUUUCAUAUCACUUUGAUGCUUGGCCUCGUGGGUGUGUGCCAAUGUUAUUACGCCCAGACGCUGACGUGCCCCCACGAGGACCAGCAGCGGGGUCUUCACCGAAUAUGGUGCAAGCAGAACUCCACGCUGUGCUGCCACGGCUUCGCCUUCUCAAACGGGACGCGGUGGCUGGAGAGUGAGGGGGUUCGGGUUCACUACGACAGCAGCUCCUUCACCAUCACCGUCCUGCAACUCAGCCAGGGACCUGGAGUCUACUGGUGCGGCCUGCUGGACCACGACCAAACCAUCAUCAAACUAGCGGAGGCAUACUUCCAUGACCCGACCCCGGCCUACAUCUGGAGCAUCUUUCGCUGGAUCCUGAUGCCCCUCCUCCCUCUGUCGGUCAUCUCCAUGCACUUCUACACCAAACGAAAAGUCCAUAAAGAUAAGGUUGGAGAGGACUUAUAUGAAGACAUCCAUAUGCAAUCUCUGGCGCACAGAGAGGGAGACGUCCAGCAUCAUGACAAUGCAAUGGACCGGCAGUGACCGGCGAGACCAUGCAGUUGCUUGUCUUCUCACAUGUGCUGUGUGAGUGAAGACAAAGCUCGCUUCCCCCAGGCUUACAACCAUUGCCCAUAAAAUAAGAAGAGGACUGAAUUCCCGGUUACAUACAGGAAUUCAAAGCAAUGUAAUGCAAUGUAAGGGAAGUUCUAUGAUUUUGCACGUAUUUACGUGGAGGGGGAGAAAAGAUGUUAGUGUUAAAGAUUGUAAGUAUUUAAAACUGGAUUGCAAUGGAUACAUGAUGCAAGCUUCUAUUAUGAAUAAAAAUAAUUUCAUCU
Messenger RNA from Megalops cyprinoides (Indo-Pacific tarpon), 877 nucleotides. RefSeq lists its product as uncharacterized. The record is from RefSeq and is a predicted model, not a curated record. Lineage: Eukaryota; Metazoa; Chordata; Actinopteri; Elopiformes; Megalopidae. Bases 51 to 584 code for a protein of 177 amino acids. The transcript is spliced from 5 exons.